Molecule: messenger RNA, 1308 nt
Organism: Glarea lozoyensis ATCC 20868
Lineage: Eukaryota; Fungi; Ascomycota; Leotiomycetes; Helotiales; Helotiaceae
Exons: 2
Coding region: 1-1308 (435 amino acids)
Source: RefSeq, a predicted model, not a curated record
AUGUUCCAGAAUCCGAUGCCGCAAAUGGAUUUCACCGAUGAUAAUGGAGGUGAAGAAGAUGACAUGCCGCUUGCAGCGUGGCUACAGAGUUUUGAUCAGGGGAAUGGAGAUGGGAAGGGGGGGGAAAUCGAUUUGGGGGGUGCGUUUCGGAGACCGAUGAAUGUUUCUUUGGGGGCUGGGGUUCCUGCUAGUCCGUCCCUUAGGGAAGAGGGUUGGGAAAGGAGGGGUUUGGGUGGGGAGGGAAAGAAGGGGAAUGGGAGGGUUGGGGGAGAUAGGAGGGUCGGGGUGAGGGAUGGAAAGGGUGAAGGAGAGAAAACUUUGAAAGCGUGGGGGAAGAGGGCGUUGAUGGAUUUGAGUUGGAUUGGGAGUGUAUCAUCACCUACACCUGUUCAGACACCUGCUUCGAAGCCCAAAGUACAACAACUCACCAAUCUGAGGAAAAGUGUCUGGGCCGGCGCGACAAGCAUAGCGCCUCGUUACUUCCCAGCUACGCCAUCGCUUUGGUCGAAUUCAUCGACUAUACCAGAUUCUCUUUGGGGACAGAGUAUAGGAUCUGGUUCUGGUUCUUCGGAGAGUAGUUCGAGUACGACUUCUCUGCAGAUACCGACAAAAUCAUGGGUUCCGAGAUCUGUUUUGGGGGAUGGGGGGUGCGGACGAAAUGGAGCGGGUGAAGAGGCAUCUCCAUCUCCAUCAAAAUCACCAUCACAGCAGGCAUCCGCUUCAAACCCAUGGACAACACCACCUACAACUUCAACUUCUCCAGCAAUCACACCAUCCCCUUCAUAUCCACUCAUAACCUCCAACCUAACACGCACGCACCUAAACCUCCUCCUAACCCGUCUAGUCUCGUUGUUUGACUGGGAUUUCAUCAACCUCAACAUCGACUAUCUGCAUUCCCUCGCCCCAAAUAACCCUAGCUCACCGAACCGCUCCAUCAGCACAUCCUCCUUCCCCUCCCCCGAAAUCUGGACCUCCUAUUUCUGUCCCUACUACCUCUCCUUCCUCGAGCACGUCGCUUCCAAACGCGUCUACGAUUUCAUAGACGUAUUCGACGGGGACUUGGAGGACUACAAACUCUUCGUAGCGGCUGUGAUGGAGGUUUUUGCUAAAUCCGGGAGGGAUGAGACCGGGAGGGAUAGAAUGGAUUUGUUUUUGAGGGGGUUGUUGGAUGAGGAUACGACGCAAGAAUACCUCUCCAUCUUCCCCACCGAGAAACUCUGGGACGUUGGUCUUGUUUAUCCUGGUGGGAACGGGGAAUAUGACGCCCGAAUCACGGAAUUGAAAGUGAGUUUGCGGACAGAUAUUUGA